Molecule: messenger RNA, 790 nt
Organism: Fusarium redolens
Lineage: Eukaryota; Fungi; Ascomycota; Sordariomycetes; Hypocreales; Nectriaceae
Exons: 2
Coding region: 1-549 (182 amino acids)
Molecular function (GO): racemase and epimerase activity, acting on amino acids and derivatives
Source: RefSeq, a predicted model, not a curated record
AUGGUCCAGCAUGUGACCCGAGGCGAUUGGACUUCCUUCGCGCAGGCGUACCUGGAUCCCAUCGAGACUCUAGUCGUGGGGCCAACGAAGCCAAAGGUUCAUGGGGUGGUCGUCUGCGCGAUCCUGGCGCACAAGGUCGCAAAACAGCUGAAGGAGGCAUUGAAGCCAACAGGAGUUCCGUUUUUGCACGUAGCAGACUUUCUGGCUAGGCAUGUUGGGACAGAACUGCCAGAAGUCAAAACCCUCAGCCUCAUCGGACUAAAAUCUCCCGACAAUGGUUUGACUGUUCUUGUCCCAACAUCAGGGGCAUCUUUCAAUGAGGUCAACCGAGGCAUGCUGGAGGUGGCCAACGUGACGCCGACUACAAAAGUCAUGUUCGUCAAGGCGGCGAGGGCGCUAGUAGAGCGAGGCGCACGGGCGAUCAUCCUAGGUAGCACGGAACCGGGCUUUGUAACCAGCCAAGAGGAUAUUAGGGGAAAUGUGCCGUUACUUAAUGCUGCGACGAUACAUGCUGAGGGUGUUGCGAACCGGGCAUGUGUGGAGGCGUAAGUCUAAUUCCACUACCGAGUAUCGUAUUAACGUAUACGUGAGCAUUGUCUCGAUGUAUAUUUGUAUACAUGACAACUUGCCACACCUCGCUAUGCAUAUGGCCAAUAUACAUCUUCUUUAAUACCAUCAGCACUUCUUCUUCAACCCCGUCUUGAACAACCUAGAGCCCCCUCAUUAAGAAAGCCCCCAGCAUCGUAAACACCGCUGCCCACACACGCGCAGCAACACAGCCAUUCCGUCC